Messenger RNA from Durusdinium trenchii, 2120 nucleotides. The record is from the annotation of a GenBank genome assembly. NCBI's taxonomy places the organism in Eukaryota, Dinophyceae, Suessiales, Symbiodiniaceae.
CAGCAACUGGCCGAAAGCAAGUUGAGCCACCGUUCCACCCUGCGGUGUCCCAGGCGCCGCCCCGCCUAGGCGUCAGCUAGGCAGGGGUCGGCGGAUAUAUCGUUGACAGGUUGAAAUCAGUGUCAAGGUUCCACCAAACUCCUUGCUCUAGCAGUCUUUCAUGUUAUACGUGUAGAAUUAGCUGUUUUCACUCCAAACAUGUCGAGGCUUCAGUGAACUUGUUGCACGGCUUGCAGCCAGCUGUCCAUGAAAAAGUUUCCAGGCGACCUGGGCUAACGCCUGGAAGCUGUUUGUUGCUUUGCCAGUAUGUACGUCGCCCUUGAGUAUUCCCCCUUGCUUUGCUUUCCCCUCCACCUUUGCUCUAUGUCCUCCUCUACAUUUUUCUUUCGCCUCCUCUCCCUUCCUUUUUGCCCUCCCUUCUUCACCUGACCAUGCUAACUUUACCCCUGACCUCAAAUUACUCAACACCGCAGCAGAGCGGCUCAGAUCUUGUAGGUGAUUUCUCACACCCUUGCCCUACAGGGUUUGAGUGUGAACAAGUCACAACGUUCUGGUUCUGAGCAGCCUAGCUCGAGAACUAUGGAGCCAAAGGAAGCGAAGAGGCAUGUCUCGUUCAGCGAUGCCCAUGACAAGAAGGCAGAGGACAAGCCUUCGGGCCCAAGUAUCCCGAAGGGCCCUGGUGACAGAUGGAAGAUUCCGCCCAACUACGAGGUGAAGCAGCUCAUUGGAACGGGUUCCUAUGGCAGCGUUUGCGAGGCCUUUGACAAUGACAAAAAGCGACUCGUGGCGAUCAAGAGGAUUGCCCACAUGUUUGAGGAUUUGAUCGACUGCAAGCGCAUCCUGCGAGAGAUUGCCAUUCUGUCCAAGCUCGAGCAUGAAAACAUUGUCCAGGUUUAUGACAUUGUGGCGCCAAGCAACAUUCACAACUUCGACGAGCUCUACAUGGUCAUGGAGAUUUGUGAUUCAGAUCUGAAGAAGCUUUGCCGAACGGAUGUGACACUGACCCCACUUCACAUCAACACUCUUCUCUACAACUUGCUUGUGGGACUCAAGUACCUGCACUCAGCUGGGAUUUAUCACAGGGACUUGAAGCCAGCGAACUGCCUGGUGAACCAGGACUGCUCGGUGAAGAUCUGCGACUUCGGCCUUUCGCGAGCCAUCGAAGCGGCCGAACAGCCACAUCUUCAUGCGUUGCCGAACACGCCCAGAGGAGAUGGAGAGCCAGAGGCUGUGCCUGGUGUGCCUCACACACAACGGCUCAAGAGGAAUUUGACUGGGCAUGUGGUGACCAGGUGGUAUCGUGCACCGGAGCUCAUUCUCCUGCAGGAGAAUUACACAGAGGCGAUUGACAUUUGGUCCGUGGGGUGUAUCUACGCGGAGCUUCUUGGCAUGCUAGAGGGCACCCGCACGCAGGAUAGAGGCCCGCUGUUUCCUGGGUCUUCAUGUUUUCCCUUGUCACCGGACCACAAGCACAAGACUGACUACAAGUACCACACGCGUGGGAAACACGACCAGCUCAACAUGAUUUUCAAUCUCCUGGGAACACCAGGAGAACCUGACAUCGAACAGCUUGAACGAGAAGACGCAAAGAGGUACAUUCGCUGCUUUGCUGCGCGGUCAGGUGACGGCUUGGCUGUGAAGUUCCCUGGCGUGGAUGCUGACGCCAUUGACAUCCUCAAUCGGAUGCUGCGUUUCAACCCAAAGGAUCGCAUUGCCGUGACAGAGGCCUUAGAGCACAGGUUAUUCACAAGUGGCCCCAAUGUUAUCCGCGACCAAUCCCGGGAGACGUCUGCUCCCAAAUACGUCACACUGGAAUUCGAGAAGGAACCCGAUUUGGACGAGAAGCUCUUGCGGAAAUACUUCUGCAAGGAGAUCAAGAAGUAUCAUCCAGAAAUGCCAGAUAUGUAGCCUCCCAAGGCUGAAAUGCAAAGAUGGCCUGGGCUUUGGAGUCAAAGCGCGGCGAUUCAGGCCCAGCUGACAAGCCACAAGGGCUCACUGGCUGGGAAACAUUUCCUCCGCCGCGGCGUCGCGGCGCCCUUUAGGGGCUGCAGAGCUGGUUCUCCCAAGCUGCAAGCUGCACCGCGAAGUGAGCAAGUCAUGGGUGAUGUGGUGAAGUGAGA